Cylindrotheca closterium is the source of this 429-nucleotide messenger RNA. Lineage: Eukaryota; Bacillariophyta; Bacillariophyceae; Bacillariales; Bacillariaceae. The record is from the annotation of a GenBank genome assembly.
GUUGCAAACAAGCUUGUGUCAGAGCCUGCCUUUGCGUGGUGGGUUCCCUACACUCUGAGAAAGCGUGAUCAAGUUUUGAAAGCUGUCAAGCGCCGUGCUGUGAAAAGACAGAAGGCAGAAAAGUUUGGUAUUGAGGUGCCUGGUCCUGGGCCGAAAGGUGUUGCACGUGCGUAUGAACUUGUUGCUGAGAAUGGUACCACACAUUGGAGUGAUGCCUUGAUCAAAGAAGUGAAAACAAUCCUACCAGCUUUGAAGAUUCUGGAAGAAGAUGAAGAUGUUCCCGUUGGGUACCAGCUCAUUGAGCUUAUGACUGUUUUCGAUGUCAAGAUGGAUCUCACGCGGAAGGCACGAAUAUGUGCUAGAGGGGACCAAACGGAUCCUCCAAUGUCUGUCACCUAUGCAAGUGUUGUGACAAGGGAAAGUAUUUGA